Mandrillus leucophaeus (drill) is the source of this 3427-nucleotide messenger RNA. It is a transcript of the gene SLC35C1, whose product is annotated as solute carrier family 35 (GDP-fucose transporter), member C1. Gene Ontology annotation, biological process: protein O-linked glycosylation via fucose; GDP-fucose import into Golgi lumen. Gene Ontology annotation, cellular component: Golgi apparatus. The record is from RefSeq and is a predicted model, not a curated record. Gene Ontology annotation, molecular function: antiporter activity. The transcript is spliced from 2 exons. NCBI's taxonomy places the organism in Eukaryota, Metazoa, Chordata, Mammalia, Primates, Cercopithecidae. Bases 673 to 1767 code for a protein of 364 amino acids.
GGCCCGCCUCGCGGGGAGUAGGCCUCGGCUGUCCGGAGGCUCCUGGGCUGAGCCGGCGACAGAGCCCGGGAAGGCAGCGAGACGUGGGCGCCGGCCCAGCCUCCUCCCGCGUCCGUCAGCCCCAAGUCCGGAGCCCCUCUGACCCCUCCGUAGCCCUCCCUCCAGCUGCGCCCGGCCUGCGGCAGCUCCCUUGACGCCUCCCUCCCCCUGCCCACCCCUCCCUCCUACAGCUGCCCAUGCCGCCCUCUCGGCAGCUCUUCCAACUCUGCCCGGCGUCCUUUUCCUGCACCUUCGCCCCGCGUACCGCCUCCUGCCCCGCCCUGCCAUUCCUCUCCCCUCCCUUCUCUCUGCGACCCCUCCCUGUUAGGCCCCAGCCUUUUCUCCCCUCACGGGUCUUCUCUACCCUGGCCUCACCGCCUUAGCCUAUCCCUCCCCCUUGCCCUGUGUCUUGUCUCAGGAGCCCCCUUGGGGUGGGAGCAGGUUGUGGAGCGGCACUACUGGGCUCACCCCAAAGCAGAACUUCUCUAUCCAUGAGGACACUGGGGAGGCCUUUAGGCCAACCCCCAUGUGACAAUCAGGGCUGCGGCUUGCGGAGAGCACAAGUGAGCUCACUGCCCUGGACUCCAGGGAAUCAGAGUUCUGGCUGUGGGGUGACCCAGCUCCUGUGCUACCAUGAACAGGGCCCCUCUGAAGCGGUCCAGGAUCCUGCACAUGGCGCUGACCGGGGCCUCAGACCCCUCUACAGAGGCCGAGGCCAACGAGGAGAAGCCCUUUCUGCUGCGGGCAUUGCAGAUUGCGCUGGUGGUCUCCCUCUACUGGGUCACCUCCAUCUCCAUGGUGUUCCUUAAUAAGUACCUGCUGGACAGCCCCUCGCUGCAGCUGGACACCCCCAUCUUCGUCACCUUCUACCAGUGCCUGGUGACCACAUUGCUGUGCAAGGGCCUCAGCGCUCUGGCCGCCUGCUGCCCUGGUGCCGUGGACUUCCCCAGCUUGCGCCUGGACCUCAGGGUGGCCCGCAGUGUCCUGCCUCUGUCAGUGGUCUUCAUCGGCAUGAUCACCUUCAAUAACCUCUGCCUCAAGUACGUCGGUGUGGCCUUCUACAAUGUGGGCCGCUCGCUCACCACCGUCUUCAACGUGCUGCUCUCCUACCUGCUGCUUAAGCAGACCACCUCCUUCUAUGCCCUGCUCACCUGCGGCAUCAUCAUCGGGGGCUUCUGGCUUGGUGUGGACCAGGAGGAGGCAGAAGGCACCCUGUCGUGGCUGGGCACUGUCUUUGGCGUGCUGGCCAGCCUCUGUGUCUCGCUCAACGCCAUCUACACCAAGAAGGUGCUCCCGGCGGUGGACGGCAGCAUCUGGCGCCUGACCUUCUACAACAACGUCAACGCCUGCGUCCUCUUCCUGCCCCUGCUCGUGCUGCUCGGGGAGCUUCAGGCCCUGCGUGACUUUGCCCAGCUGGGCAGUGCCCACUUCUGGGGGAUGAUGACGCUGGGCGGCCUGUUUGGCUUCGCCAUCGGCUAUGUGACAGGUCUGCAGAUCAAGUUCACCAGUCCCCUGACCCACAAUGUGUCGGGCACGGCCAAGGCCUGUGCCCAGACGGUGCUGGCCGUGCUCUACUACGAGGAGGCCAAGAGCUUCCUCUGGUGGACGAGCAACAUGAUGGUGCUGGGCGGCUCCUCUGCCUACACCUGGGUCAGAGGCUGGGAGAUGAAGAAGAUUCCGGAGGAGCCUAGCCCCAAAGAGGGCGAGAAGAGUGCCAUGGGGGUGUGAGCGCCACAGGCACCCUGGAUGGCCUGGCCCCGGGGCCCGUACAGCAGUGAAGGCGGUCUCCUGGACCCCAGAAGGGUGCUGUGGUGUGGACUGGGCGCUACUUACAGACCCAAUCAAAAUACGGUGGUUGAGAAGGAACCAGUGUUUACAAGUAGUAUCAGAAAGUUGAAGGAACCAGUGUUUAUAAGUAAUACCAGAAAGUUGCCAAAUCUGUCUCUACCCUCUCGUAUUUCUGAGUUUUUGUCCUUCCCGAGGGAGUACCCUAGUGAGAGUUGAACCCCUUCCUUCCGCCUCCAGGGCCUGUCUGCCUCCACAUCACUCUGAGGACAGGGACAAGCAACAACCUUGAAGGGACAGCAAUGGCAAAGCCACGAAGGCUCACUGUACUCAGGGGAGAUGGCCCCACCACAGACACCUGGAGAGGGUUGGGAAACAUUCCAUCUGCGGUGGGCAGGCAGCCUCACCCUGGGCCCACAAACCAGCCUUCCUUCGGAGGAACGUGUGGGCUGGACCCAGGGAGGAAAUGAUCGAGUUCCCUCUGAGACCAGCAGAUCCCCAGGGGCUGCUGGGCAGUGGCCCGGGAAUGGGGUGGAUUGUGAGAAAGUGCCCACCACCUGCACCCUGUACGUCCAGUUUUUGAACACGAGGGAACCAUGCUUCUCUUAGAGGUUAAGCAGGGUCAUUAACAUCCUCCCCCAGUCCCUAACACCACAUUGUCCUGCGUGGCUCCUCUGGCCCUAAGUGGCACCUGCCCCUCUGGUCUCCCAGCACCUGGCUCAGGUAACAGCCUUCUGAAAUCAGAGCCAGGGAGCUGCUUCUCUCUUCUCCCAGUUCUGCCUCCCCCACAGCCUUCCUCCCCAGGUGGGACUGAUGGAGCAAGGGUCCAGACUAACAGCUUUCCACCCCAGCUGUGUCUGGCGCCCCUAGAUCUCUGCAAGGGAGGUGUUACAGCUUGUUCUGAGCCUCUUGCCUUGUGAUGGUAAGACACCAGCCUUUACAUUCUCCCCUGAGGUUGCGGCUGACAGGGCCUACUUGGCCCGACUCUUAGUCCAGCGAGCUCCUAUAUCAAGAUGCUGUAGGCCGGGUGGCUUACAAACAACAGAAACUUACUGCUCACAGUCCUGGGGGCUGGGACGUCCAAGAUCAAGGGGCCAGCAGAUUCAGACUCCGCUGAGGUCUGUUUCCCAUUCCAUAGAUGGUGCCUUCUUGCUGUAUCCUCAAUGGUAGAAGCACAAACAAGCAAGCUCCCUCCUGCCUCCUUUAUAAGGACUCUAACCCUGUUCAUGAGGGCUCCGCCCCCGUGUCCCAAUCAGCUCCGAAGGCCCCACCUCCUAAUACCCUCACGUUGAGGGUGAGAAUCCCAACGUGAAUCUGCAGGGGGAGGGAGGGAUACACACAAAUGUUGGGACCAUAGCACCCUUCACCGCACCCUCCUGCCCUUGGAGUGGCUUUCACUCCCCGGCCCUUCUGGUGGGCAUUUGGUACAUCCUUUCUCUUAGGGUGAUUUCUGAGGUUUUUAGUCCCUAUAGUGAAAAGCUGGGGAGAGUGGAUCUUCUCCCCCGUCCCUCUCCAGUCCCCUCACAAUCCCAGGUGGGUUCUAAUGCAGCUGCUGGGGCCUGAUGCCCUGAGUUGUUUGUGAUUCAAUAAAGAAUCAGUAAGA